Messenger RNA from Lepus europaeus (European hare), 4592 nucleotides. Its product is annotated as prostaglandin-E(2) 9-reductase-like. Gene Ontology annotation, cellular component: cytosol. Lineage: Eukaryota; Metazoa; Chordata; Mammalia; Lagomorpha; Leporidae. The record is from RefSeq and is a predicted model, not a curated record. Gene Ontology annotation, molecular function: ketosteroid monooxygenase activity; aldose reductase (NADPH) activity; steroid dehydrogenase activity. Gene Ontology annotation, biological process: steroid metabolic process.
GAAGGUAUGUGACUGGCUACUCUGAGAAGGCAGAAGGAACUGUGAAAUUGCCAAGAGGAGAGACAGAAAUGGAUCCCAGGCAUUAUGUUAUGGAAUUAAAUGAUGGUAACAUCAUACCUGUACUAGGAUUUGGCACUGCUGCACCUGUAGAGGUUCCUAAAAGUGAGGUUCUAGAGGCCACCAGAUUAGCUAUAGAUGCUGGGUUCUGCCAUUUUGAUUCUGCUUUCACAUACUUUAAUGAAGAAGAGGUAGGACAAGCCAUCAGGAGCAAGAUUGCAGAGGGCAUUGUGGAAAGAACAGACAUAUUCUACACUUCAAAGCUUUGGUGUACUUUCCAUCGACCAGAGCUAGUUCAGCAAAGCUUGGAAGAAACAUUGAGAAAAGUUCAACUGGACUAUGUGGACCUCUACAUUAUUCAUUUCCCAAUGGCUUUGAAGCCUCGAAAAGAACAUAUUCCAAAAGAAGAAAAUGGAAAAGUAAUAUAUGACACCGUGGACCUCUGUGCCACAUGGGAGGCCAUGGAGAAAUGUAAGGAUGCAGGGCUGGCUAAGUCCAUUGGGGUGUCUAACUUCAACCGCAGGCAGCUGGAGAUGAUCCUGAACAAGCCAGGGCUCAAGUAUAAACCUGUUUGCAACCAGGUGGAAUGUCAUCUGUAUCUCAACCAGAGCAAACUACUGGAUUUCUGCAAGUCAAAAGACAUUGUUCUGGUUGCCUAUGGUGUUCUGGGAAGUCAAAAAUAUGGAGAAUGGGUGGAUCAGAACACUCCGGUUCUCUUAGAUGAUCCAGUUCUUGGUGCCCUGGCAAAAAAGCACAAGCGAAGUCCAGCACUGAUUGCCCUUCUUUACUUGCUACAGCGUGGGCUUGUGGUCUUGGCCAAGAGUUUCAGUGAGAAGCGAAUCAAAGAGAAUUUGCAGGUUUUUGAAUUCCACUUGACUCCUGAGGACAUGAGAGUCCUAGAUGGUCUGAACAGAAAUAUUCGAUAUGUUUCUGCGAGUUUAUGGGAUGAUCACCCUAAUUACCCAUUCUCUGAUGAAUAUUAACAUGGAGAUCUUCAUCAUGACUUCUACCAGAAGCUCCUGCACGCAUCUUGUGAUAUGGCAGACAUCUCACACGCUGAUGAUUAGAGACCUCUCUUCUGGAUAAUCCAUGCUGCUAAACACCUCACUAUAAGCUGGAGUUAAAUCCACAGUACAGGAAGCAUGUGCACUGAAUUUUUGUCAUUUUCCUAAAAUAAUUAAUUUUGCCUUCUUUAAAGAUUCUGAUCUACCACUGACUUUGUAACUUAACAUGAUUUCUUUCCUUUGGCUUCCUUAUUCCCCAAACUGAUUUUCCUGGAAGUUUAGAAGCCAUUGGUGGGAGAUUCGAGCCAUUCCACUGAUGCUUUUGGAGUUGAGCAGGCAGAGUUGUUGGCCUGUAGGGAAGUAGCUGAUAGUAAGCAUUUUUCAGUCCGUUUUUCUCCAGUGCUUCAAGGAAAAAUAAAACUCUCUGCAUGGACCCUGGAAGGUAAGGCAACACUACAAGUAUGACCAAGAACCCACAGGUGCCUUUGAGAGGCUCAAGCAUGAGAGGUGCAGAAAUUGGGGAAACAGAUAUUCUUUCUCUCUUUCUUUCUUUCUUUCUCUUUCUUUCUUUCUUUCUUGAACUUCAUUUUUAAGAAUUUUAUUUAAGGUAUGCAAAUUUUAUGUACUUCAUGUAUACAGAUUCAGGAGCACAGUUGUACUUUCUACGCUACUCUCCCUUUCACCCACGCUCCCACCCUUCUUCCGCCUCCCUCUUCUAUUCCAAUUUUUAUUUUUUCUAAGAUUUAUUUUAUUUAUUUGAAAGAGUUACAGAGAGAGGUAGACAUAGAAAGAGAGCAAUCUUCCAUCCACUGGUUCACUUUCCAAAUGGUCGCAACAGAGUUGAGCUGAUCCGAAGCCAGGGGCCAGCAGCUUCUUCCAGGUUUCCAUGUGGAUGCAGGGGCCCAAGAACUUGGGCCAUUUUCUACUGCCUUCCCAGGCACAUUAGCAGGGAGCUGGAUGGGAGUGGAGCAGUAGAGACUUGAACUGGUACCCAGAUGGUAUACCAGUGCUGCAGGCUGGGGCUUUAACCUACUGUGCCACAGCACUGGCCCACUAUUUUUAUUUUUUACAAAGAUCUACUUCCAGUUAACUUUAUACUCCUAAGAUUAAUCCUAUGCUAAGUAAAAAGUUCAACAGAUAGCCUGAAGGAAAAAAAAAUACUGGUCCUCAACAGUCAAGACAAGGACUAUUAAAUCGUCACAUCUCAAAGUGUUAAUUUCAUGCUUACAGAUUGCCUUUUAAGUACUCUGUUAUCACAGAUCAGGGAGGACUGGCUUAUUUCACUAAGUGUGAUGUUUUUCAAUUGCAUCCAUGUUGGAUUCGGUUGGGGAAGUGAACGUGAGCCAGCUUGACUAAAUGAGUAGGAAUCAGACAAAGAGGAAAUUGAAGGGAAGAAUAUUUUGUGUCUUGUACAUACAUUAGUAAAUUUGCCUCAUUUUCUAUUUGAAACAUUUAAGAGAAUAAGUUAUGUAUAUUCAUAUUUAUUUUCAGACUGAGAAAAAUGUUAUGAGUAUGGAGUUGAGCACAUCUAUGUUUGGAAAUAUUGAUAAGAAGAUUAGUGGACAAGACUAGGGGACUGAUGUUAUAAGCUAUAUGAUAGGAGGUGUAGGAAAGAAAGAUAUGGGAUAAAAAUAUGGGUAUUGAUAAUUGGUAUUUUAAUAAUUAUAUCCUUAAUAUCAAAGAGCAGUUUUCAUAUUUAAUUGAUGAGCCAGGGCUGAGGGUCAGACUCUUCAAUUACGAUUUCUAGGAAAUCCAGUGAUCCUGCUAUUCUGUUGUGUUCCAGAAAUUCAAAAACAAAACAAAACAAAACAACGAUAAGAAAAACACUGACUUACUGAAUUGCCAUAAAUAUCAACUCUAUGUUCAUCACUUUUUUCAAGAUAAAAAAUAAAUAUCAACUUUAAUACUAUCAGUAAUUACUUUAAUUGUAAGUGAAUUUAAUUUAUAAAUCAAAAGAAAAAACAACAGAGUGAGUUGACAGCAGUAGGAUUCAACUAUUUGAUGUUUAAGAGAUUCACUUUAGAUCUAGGACCACAAUAGUUUGUACCUGAUAUAUAUAGCUCGUGAAACUAGUAAUCAAAAGAGAACUGUGUCUAAUGUAAAAGUAAAUAUAAUUUAAUUUAAAAACUGAGAUAAGAAAUAAAAGCCUUAAAUGUUGAGAAAUUAGUCAAUCCAUUGAGAUACAUGUAGCUAAGUAAAAACACACAUGCAACAAAUACCAUAGCUCCAAAAUUUAUGAAGUAUACAUCUAGAGAACUGCAAGAAGAAAAAGGGAUCACAGUCAGGACAAGAACUGAUCAAGUCACUGUUUCUCAUAGUGUCCAUUUCACUUCAACAGGUUUCCCCUUUGGUGCUCAGUUAGUUGUUGCUGAUCAGGGAGAACAUAUGAUAUUUAUCCCUUUGGGACUGACUUAAUUACUCAGCAUAAUGUUUUCUAGAUUCCUCCAUAUUGUUGCAAAUGACCGGAUUUCAUUGUUUUCGACUGCUGUAUAGUAUUCUAUAGAGUACAUGUCCUGACUAUUGAUGUACAAUGUAAUACUCUAUCCAUUUUAGUAUUUUUUUUGUUCUAGUACUAUUGGUUGAACUCUGUAAUUAACACACAAUUAUUCUUAGGUGUUUAAAUUUUAACUGAAAAGUGAUCCCUGUUAAAUUUCAGAGUGGAAAAAGAGAGGGAGGAGAUGUACAAUUUGGGACAUGAUCAAUCGGACUUGCCCCAAAUGGUUGAGUUAGAAACGUGCCAGGGAAUUCCAAUACAAUCCCAUCAAGGUGGCAUGUACCAAUGCCAUCUCACUAGUCCAAGUGAUCAAUUUCAGUUUACAACCGAUGGCUCUGAUAGGUCUAAGAGUCAAAGGGAUCACACAAACAAGACUAGUGUCUGUUAAUACUAACUGAUAGAAUCAAAAUGGGAGAGAACGAUCCAACAUGGGAAGUGAGAUACAUGGCAGACUCACAGAAUGGCAGAUGUUCUAAAUAGCACUCUGGCCUCAGAAUCAGCCCUUAAGGCAUUUGGAUCUGGCUGAAGAGCCCAUGAGAGUAUAUUAGGCAUGGAAAACCAAGACACUCUGGAAACAAAAAAAUAGAAGACCUAACUGAAAGAUCUCUGCGAGUGAGAUCCCAGUGGAAAGAACGGGGCCAUCAAAGAAGGAGGUACCUUUCUCUGAAGGGAGGAGAGAACUUCCACUUUAACUAUGACCCUGUUGGAAUAAGAUCGAAGUCAGUGAACUCAAAAGGUUUCCAUAGCCUUGGCAACUCAUGACUAGAGCCUAGGGAGAUUACUGAUGCCAUAAACAAGAGUGUCAAAUUGUUAAGUCAAUAACAGGAGUCACUGUGUGCAUACUUCUCAUGUGGGAUCUGUCCUUAAUGUGUUGUCCAAUGUGAAGUAAUGCUAUAACUAUUACUGAAACAGUAUUUUACACUUUGUGUUUCUGUGUGGGUGCAAACUGUUGAAAUCUUUACUUAAUAUAUACUAAAUCAAUCUUCUGUAUAUAAAGAUAAUUAAAAAUGAAUCUUGAUGUGAAUGGAAUGGGAGAG